AUGGCGGGCGGUUCCUUCGUUGUUACCUUUCUGUUUUAUGUCUUCCUUUCCAUGGGUUCUUCUUCUGCGGUCGUCACUCUCGAGGAGAAACACCUUUCGAUGGCCUUCGAAGAGGGCUACACGCAGCUGUUCGGCGAUGGUAAUCUGAUGCUGCUCGGAGACGGGAAGACCGUUCACAUUGCGCUCGACGAGAGGACAGGCAAGACGAGCGAGCCCUUCGUCUACCCUCUUCUUCUUCUUCCUCUUCUUCUCUUCGCUGCCUAUUUCUAAUUCGACGCCUUGGGUUUCGCUCUCAGGCGCUGGAUUCGCCUCCCAGGACCUCUAUCUCCAUGGCUUCUUCAGCGCCUCUAUCAAGCUUCCUUCCGACUACGCGGCCGGCGUCGUCGUCGCUUUUUACGUACUAUUUCUCGCUACUCAUUCAGCUAUCGAUCCAUGGGUUUCUUCUGAGUUCCAUUCGUUCUCACUUUCUUGUCCAAAUCCGCAGCUAUCUAACGGGGAUGUGUUCGAGAAGACCCACGACGAGUUGGACUUCGAGUUCCUGGGGAACAUCAGAGGGAAGGAGUGGAGAAUCCAGACGAACGUGUAUGGCAAUGGAAGCACCGCCACCGGGAGAGAGGAGAGAUACGAGCUCUGGUUUGAUCCGACGGAGGACUAUCACCGCUACAGCAUCCUCUGGAGCGAGAACCUGAUAGUGUGAGCUCCAUCUCCCUUCCUAUUCUACCUGGGUGGAGAGAGAGAGAGAGAGAGAGAGAGAGAGAGAGAGAGAGAGCUUUUACUCGUGCAGAGCUUCGCCCUGUUCUGAGCCAGCUCUGAGAGAUUCUCCACGCUUUUGUUUUAUUAAUCUUUGCUUGGAUCCUCCUCCCUGGUUUUCUUUUGAAAUGAGGUUCAUAUCGAUCGGCGGGGAGGAAGAAGAAAGUUUUUCGGCUUUCCUCUUUUUGUUUUCGUCCGAGUUGUGUGAUCUGUCCGUCCCCGUCUCUGCAGGUUCUACGUGGACGGCACCCCCAUUAGAGAAAUCAUCAGGAACGAGGCCAUGGCAAGGGAGUUCCCCGCCAAGCCCAUGUCUCUCUACGCCACCAUAUGGGACGGCUCCUCCUGGGCCACCUCCGGCGGCCGCUACAAGGUCGACUACCGGCGCGCCCCCUACGUCGCGGAGUUCGCCGACCUCGUCCUCAGCGGCUGCGUCGUCAACCCCAUCGACCACUCCCCCGCCUGCGGCAGCGCCACCGCCCUGCGCCGCCGCGGUGCUCCGGCAAUCUCCCCGGCACAGCGGCGGGCCAUGGAGGGGAUCCGCCUGAAGCACAUGACAUACUCCUACUGCUACGACCGGCAGCGCUAUCCGGUGGCGCCGCCGGAGUGCGUGGUAGACCCCGAUGAGGCUAAGAGGUUCGGCGGGCGCCACCGCCGCGGAAGCCGCCGCCGCCGUCCGGCCAUCCCUGCGGGUCGCGCCGACGCAGCUUUCUGA
Molecule: messenger RNA, 1462 nt
Organism: Spirodela intermedia
Lineage: Eukaryota; Viridiplantae; Streptophyta; Magnoliopsida; Alismatales; Araceae
Source: the annotation of a GenBank genome assembly